Molecule: messenger RNA, 1802 nt
Organism: Grammomys surdaster
Lineage: Eukaryota; Metazoa; Chordata; Mammalia; Rodentia; Muridae
Gene: Slc39a3
Product: solute carrier family 39 member 3
Exons: 4
Coding region: 683-1636 (317 amino acids)
Biological process (GO): zinc ion transmembrane transport
Cellular component (GO): plasma membrane
Molecular function (GO): zinc ion transmembrane transporter activity
Source: RefSeq, a predicted model, not a curated record
CCUUGGGUCCUCAAGCUUGGCACAGGCACCUUUACCUUGUGAGCUUUGUUUUAUUCCUUUGUACCAUUUUUAACUGAAUUUUAUUUUUACUUUUUGUUGUAUUACUUUAUUCUGAGGUAGAGUCUCCUCAGUGUCCAGGCUAGUGUCAAAUGUGUGGCCAUCGUCCCGCCUCACCCUCCCACACAUAUCCCUUCAGACCCUGUGUGCACACGUGGGAGACCAGACAUUAAAGGCAGUGUCUCCUUUGAUCACUCCCAUAACUGAAAAUUUUACAUCUAUGUGUGUUUUACUUGUUUUCAUGGCUGUGCACCACAUAUGUGUCUGGUGCCUGCAGAGGCCAGAAGGGCCAUUGGAUCCCCAGGAGCUGGAGUUACAGGUGGUUGUGGCCCACCAUUGGAUGCUGGGAACCAAACCCAGUUCCUCCGGAAAGGCACCCAGUGCUUUGACCAUUGAUCAACCUCCAGCCUCCGCUUACAUAGCAGGAGAACAACCCUACGUUUUGACCACCACAUCCACUGAGCCAGCCGUCACCUUGCCCCUGCUCUGCUCCCAGCCUCAAGCUGCCGAGCAGAGCCAUGCGUGUCUGGCCCUGCGACUGGGGCCGGUAGCCCCCACAGGCUGUGGUGUGUGACUCCGUUGGUUCUUUGGCCCUGUCGAGACCGGUGUGACACAGGCGGCCACCAUGACGCAGCUCCUGGUGGCCAAGGCCCUCUGCAUGGUGGGCGUGUUCUUCUUCAUGCUGCUGGGCUCUCUGCUGCCUGUGAAGGUCAUCGAGGCCGACUCUGAGAAGGCCCACCGCUCCAAGAAGGUCCUCUCCCUCUGUAACACCUUUGGGGGUGGCGUCUUCCUGGCUACAUGCUUUAAUGCACUGCUACCUGCAGUGAGGGAUAAGCUGCGGCAGGUGCUGAGCCUGGGACACAUCAGCACUGACUACCCGCUGGCAGAGACACUCAUGAUGGUGGGUUUCUUCCUCACGGUGUUCGUGGAGCAGCUGGUGCUGACCUUCCGCCGGGAGCGGCCUCCCUUUAUAGACCUGGAGACCUUCAACGCUGGCUCAGACGCGGGCAGCGACUCAGAGUACGAGAGCCCGUUCGUGGGUGUGGGCGGCCGUAGUCACGGUCUGUACCCUGAGCCCACGGCGCACACCCAUGGCGCAGGGCUGCGGCUGCGGGAGCUGGGCCGCCCUGGGCCUCUGCGGCUGCUCAGCCUGGUCUUCGCGCUGUCCGCACACUCAGUGUUUGAGGGCCUGGCGCUGGGGCUGCAGGAGGAGGGUGAGCGUGUGGUCAGCCUGUUUGUUGGCGUGGCGGUCCACGAGACGCUGGUGGCCGUGGCCCUGGGCAUCAGCAUGGCCCGCAGCGCGGUACCUCUGAGGGAUGCCGCCAAGUUGGCUGUAACCGUGAGUGCCAUGAUCCCGGUGGGCAUUGGGCUGGGCCUGGGCAUUGAGAGUGCCCGCAGUGUGGCCAGCAGCGUGGCAUCGGCGCUGCUGCAGGGCCUGGCCGGUGGCACCUUCCUGUUUGUCACCUUCCUGGAGAUCCUGGCCAAGGAGCUGGAGGACAGGAGUGAGCAGCUGCUGAAGCUGCUGUUCCUGGUGCUGGGCUACGCCGUGCUGGCCGGCAUGGUCUUCCUCAAGUGGUGAGCCUCAAAUCCCGGAGAGACACAGAGCACAACCCUCGGCAGCCACACUCAAGGGCCACGGUUCACACACAUGAGCCUCCUGGGCUGGUCACCGUUCUCUGCCCUCUACCAGAACCUGGCCCUGCAGACACUGCUUUAAAAAUGUCUUAAAGCUCUUUACCAAUGCC